GAACUAAUCCAAACUGCUUCAAUACAAACCGAAGACAAACUACUGGCAACAACGCUGUGCUGCUGACACUGACGUUAGACGGGCUGGGACUGACAUUGAUUUGUCAAGUGCAAGUUUUUUCGUUGGGAAAUGUCGGAAAAUUUGCAAAAGCGGCCUGCCAAAGGCAUAUUGAAAAAUUCAAGUAGUUUUGAUAAACAGGAAAGUCAGCCGUCUGCCAAAAGGACGAAAGAGACAAAAUGGGAUGAAAUGAACAUAAUAGCAACGUACCAUCCUCCAGGCAAAGAAUACGGACAUAUGAAAAUUGACGAACCGAAAACUCCUUACAGCUACGAUGUGGACAUGGUUGACAAUGCGAGCUUAAACCCUGAGGAACUAGCACGGAGAAUAAAAAUUGCGGCAGAAAAGCCUCCAAAAUUUUGUGACACCGAGGCAGACAGCUCCGAUGAGGAGGAGGAAGAAACAGAAGAGGAGCAACAAAAGCGCAAAGAAUUCGAACUGAAAAGGAAAAAACACUACAACGAGUUCCAUGCGCUGCAAUUGGCGAAAAAACUUCUAGAAGAGGAGGAAGACGAUGAGGUUGAAGAGGGCGAUUCGACCAAUUGUCAGCAGGCCUCAUCGGGAUCGACCCACUAAUAGAAUUUAACAGAUUAAUAUAUUGGCAGUUUCAAGUGUUUUUGAUCUAUUUAUUUCGUUGCUACUAAAUGACUUGGAAAAUGCUUAAUUGCCAUUUUAUUUUACAAAGGGGAAGGUUGGAUUACUUGACUGUGUAACUGGCAAAAGCGUUUGAUGAAGAUGUUGGUGUCUAGUGGUACCCAGUGUGGUGUAUAUUUUCUUCUCAAAUAAUGUCUUAGAUGUCAAACUUACUGUAAGAUAAGAGAAAUUAAAUACUAGUAAUAAA
Messenger RNA from Dendroctonus ponderosae (mountain pine beetle), 898 nucleotides. RefSeq names its product protein phosphatase inhibitor 2. Gene Ontology annotation, molecular function: protein phosphatase inhibitor activity. Lineage: Eukaryota; Metazoa; Arthropoda; Insecta; Coleoptera; Curculionidae. Gene Ontology annotation, biological process: regulation of signal transduction. The record is from RefSeq and is a predicted model, not a curated record.